UGAGAAAAAUUUGUAAUCGGUUUACAUUUCAAUUACAUUUACUCAGUUCAUCAUCAGUCAUUAACGCGUGUGUUGUUUUGAAAUUUAAAAUUUAUAAAAUAAUUUAUCACAGAACGACGUAUGAAAUAUAUUUAUAUAUAAAUUUUAUAGAAACAAUGAGUUCCAAACAUUCAAAAUUAUUAAGUUUAUCUAGAAGAGGCAGAGAUAGUGAUAGAGAUUACUUAAAACUAAUUAAAAAAGAGUCAAUAGAUCUCGAUCAUAUUCUCGAUCAAUGUAGUUGUAAAAUCUCAGAACAAAGAUUUCCAACUUCUUCACUGAAACAUAGUUACACUUCUUAUAGAUCUAAAUUCAUACCAAUAAUUAAAAAAAAAUCUUAUAAUACUUAUCCUUCUUUUGCAAGAGAAAAUUAUGGAUGGUAUAAAGUAACUAUACCGUUUGGUCACAAAUAUAGCAAAGAAUGUAUAAUUUCAAAGAUUUUAAAAUAUAUUUAUCCUUAUACUUUUACUCCUGUUAUGUAUAAAGAUAAAGGGGAUAAAUCGAUUUUUUAUGUCGAUCAAAAAAAAAUAGCUGAUGAAAUAUCAAAAUGUGAUGAAAAAAUAAAAACACAUGAUAAUUAUAGACUAAUGAUAAAAGUUACAAAAGGAUAUCCAUGGUGCGAUUUUAAUGAAAAUUUAUCCCAAAAAUUGAAAUACGUAACAUCAAAACGAUUAUGUGAAACAACUAGAUCACUUGAUUUGUCACAUUUUUACUGCGAUCCAUAUCUAGUUGAUAGUUACUUCUGUGCCCUAUUUAUACCAAAGAUAUUUUUCACAAUAAUGAAUUUUGCAUAUAAUUUUAUGCCCGAUUUAGAAGUAUUAAACCUCGAAAAAAAUAAUUUACCUUUAACUAAAAAUAUAUGCCGUGGUAUUUCAAAAUUUUCAAAUUUGAAAGUCAUUUACUUAAAUAAUAAUUUAGUAAAAGAUAUUAAAGAUUUUAAUGGACUCAAAAAUUCGAAACUAGAAGAAUUAUUUCUGAAUAAUAAUCCAAUUUAUAAUAAUUAUGUUCAAUCUAAAGUAGAAUAUCGAAGAACACUACUCGCGAUAUUUCCUUCACUGAUAAUACUGGAUGGUUUUAGAGUAUCAUUACCAACUGUAUUUGAGUCAGAAAAAGAGGAAGACGAAGAAGAAAAAAAAGAAGCAUGUACAUUACCAUCAACUUUAAAAAAUCAUUAUCCUCAUGCCGAGCUACGGAAAAUAGCUAAACAGUUUAUCAAAAAAUAUUUCGAUAUUUACGAUAGCGAUUCACGUAAUUCACUGCUCAGUUUGUAUCACCAAUUAGCAUUUUUCAGUAUGAAUGUUAGUUUAACUUCUUUGUCGUCUCAAGAACCUGGAAAUAUCGAAGAGUACCUUCGGUUUCAUCGAAAUUCAAUAAAAACUGUAGUACCAGAUCAACGAAUAAAUUUUUUUAAGCAAGGAAGAUUACCAAUUGUUGCUUCAAUCUCACUUCUGCCAAAAACUUAUCAUUAUUUAAAUAGUUUUUCAACCGACGUUAUGUUACAAACAGACGGGACAACGAUGAUUUGUAUCAGUGGUUGCUUCAAAGAAUUAAAUACCAAAGGAAAAUUAAUGUUUUACUUUAACCGUACAUUCAUUAUCAAGUUGGAAGCUGAUGAUUGCACGAUUAUAAAUGAUCAACUUAAUUUGUCUUAUCCAACACCAAAGCAGAAAGAGCAGGCUCUUAAUAACUUUAUUACUGUCCGAUCAUCAGCACCAUCAUCAACAGCAGUGACAUCAAAUCCUUUACCUCCUUCAACACCUAUAUCAUCACUAAUAACUCCACCACCGACACCAGUUUUAUCGACAGCUAACACUGAUUCUGAUAAUUCUACAUCUAGCUCAGAAAUCGUCACUGAACCGACAAUUAAAAGUGAAUCUCCAUCUCCACCAUCCACAUCUUCUGAGCUAGAAUUAACUGAUGAUACUUUUAAAGAAAAACUAAUUAGUCUCAGAGGAAUUAUAGGCAAUUGUAUGGCAGCAAUUGAUGGAUUUUUGGAUGAUAUAGAAACUAGAGAAGAGUCGGGUUGAUUAUUUUGAAUUUUUUAAAAAGUUAUCGUUAUCAGUAAUUAGAAAAGUUUUUUAAUUGCAUGCUUAAAAUAAUACAAAUAACUGUCUGUGACGUUAUAUUUUUUAUAUUAUUCUAUUUGUUAAUUUUCUGCCAAAUAUGAAACAAUAGUUUUUAUAUUAAAAAGCGUCUCUGACGUACUAUUUUUAGAAAAGUUCUUUAGAUAAUUAUUGUCAUUAUAAGAAACAGUUAAUA
Molecule: messenger RNA, 2295 nt
Organism: Microplitis mediator
Lineage: Eukaryota; Metazoa; Arthropoda; Insecta; Hymenoptera; Braconidae
Product: nuclear RNA export factor 1-like
Exons: 10
Coding region: 156-2063 (635 amino acids)
Biological process (GO): poly(A)+ mRNA export from nucleus
Cellular component (GO): nucleus; cytoplasm
Molecular function (GO): protein binding; RNA binding
Source: RefSeq, a predicted model, not a curated record